Lymnaea stagnalis (great pond snail) is the source of this 16612-nucleotide messenger RNA. Lineage: Eukaryota; Metazoa; Mollusca; Gastropoda; Lymnaeidae. The record is from the annotation of a GenBank genome assembly.
GAUAACUUUAACUUCUCAAGGCCCGUAAUCAUUACUUAUUUCUUUCAAGUCCGGGUACUCUCAACGCUCCGGAAUCCCAUCCUCGCGGAGUGACGCCCACUCCAAGCCGGCGGCGGAACGCUAAUGAGAGUUACCUCCUCUUGUCUGUUACUUUAUAACGGCUACCCGGACCUGGCUCACCUCAUUCCCUCAUCGUCAACCAUCGGCAGACGAGAUAUUUUCAUCUUUAGGUGAGUCGAUUGCUACUUCACGUGUGUCUCUUCUUUCAUUAAGUAUGUAGCUCUCCCGGGACCGUGUCCUGACGUCAUUUACAUGAACUUUAAGGCCAUUCAAUACCAGAAUGGCACAAGCACGCCCCUAGCCCCAUCCCGUCUUUUUUUUGUUUUAGAUGAGUGUUGAUGAAUGUUUUUUUAAUUCUAAAAAUCAAAUAUUAUCUUCCAGUAACGUAUCAUCUUCCAGUAACAUAUCAACUUCCAGUAACAUAUCAACUUCAGUAGCUUAUCAACUUCCAGUAAAAUAUCAACUUCCAGGAACAUAUCAGCUUCCAGUAACAUAUUAACUUUCCGUAACAUAAUACCUUCCAGUGAAAUAUCAACUUUCAGUAGUAUGUCAACUUCCGGUAACAUAUCAACUUCAGUAGGAUAUCAACCUCCAGAAAAAUAUCAACUUCCAGGAACAUAUCCGCUUCCACUAACAUAUUAACUUCCCGUAACAUACCAACUUCAACAUAUCAGGAUUUAAAACAUUCUUAUGUUCAUGAAUAAUUAUUUUUAAGAAUAAAAAUGACUAAUCCGUAAAAUCUAGUAAUUAAUUUAUUGAUUGAUACAAGUGAAACUACUGAUCUUAACUUAUUUAUCAGGGACUCCCAUUGCUAAAGCUUCUGAACCCUUAAUUAUUAAGCUUCAUGUUGAAAUUAUCGAAGACAGUCCGAUUUACAAUCACACGGAAAUCAAAUGCAAGCUGAUCAAUGAAAACUUCUAGUGUCUGGCAAUCACAGCAAUAUUGAAAGUGACAAAAAAAGUGUAUUUAAUCAAAAUUAUAGUUUCUUACUCUCAAAGUCUUUGUAGGCGAAAUAUUAUAUUGUCUUAUUCUAAAUGUCUUUGUAGGCCACACAUUAUAUUGUCUUAUUAUAAAUUUCAUAGUAGGCCACACAUUAUAUUGUCUUAUUAUAAAUUUCAUAGUAGGCCACGCAUUAUAUUGUCUUAUUAUAAAUUUCAUAGUAGGCCACACAUUAUAUUGUCUUAUUCUCAAUGUCUUAGUAGGCCACAAAUUAUAUGGUCUUAUUUCUAAAUGUCUUUGUAAGCCACACAUUAUAGUUUCUUAUGCUAAAUGUCCAAAAAUUGUUCUUUACAUUUGUCUGUUAACGUUGCGUGAUGAUUUUAUGAAAUCACCUACGGAGUGCUUAUGAUAAAGUGAACAGCAAGAUUACCCUUUAGAGCAGGCCUGCACAACUCAAACUGUAAGGCGGGCCGUAAUACUUUACGAAAAACUUUUGCGGGCCAAAAGAAAAUAGGACAGGGGGUAAGCUAUUAAGAAUGAGGAGCCAGAAUGAUCAAUUCAUUGAUCGUGGGUCCUUAAAAUAAAGAAGAAGAAGAAGACAGAAAGUAAUGAGAAUAAAGAAUAUUUUAUUACUUCGCUGGCUACAAAGUGGGUGCUAGCGGGCCUCAUAUGGCCUGCGGGCCUUAUGUUGUGCAGGCCUGCUUUAGAGCAUGCAUUUUAUAACCUAAAUAUAUGAUCAAUAUACUCAUAUGAACAUAGCAUACAACUUAACAAAAAAGAAUGCAAACAACUGUACCUUCGAGUUUUCUGACAACAACGUUAUUUUAAGGCUUAAUUGAUUGAUGUUUUACAUUUUGAUACUAGUGGGCGUUGUGACAGCGUGAGUUACGUUAAAAGCAGAGCCUGAAAUAUUCUACUAGAAGUAUGAAUUAUAUGAUUAAUUGCUAAUAUCGCUAACAUGGCUUACGUUUUAAAAACAUGGCUGAGGUUGUGUUUCUUCAUGUGAGAAUCGCUAAUCUGGCAUGGGGUAGCUACCAUUGAAAACCCAGAUUGCAUACAACGACAAUGUCCAACUUGGUCUCUGUGUGGUAUCCAAUAUUCCGACAGUGUUACCGUAAUACCCUUGAGUACAUUACGCAGUUAAAUCUCGAGGCCGUGCUACUAGCAUUCAAGUACCGGAUGUCUCCCGUGCUUUGGAGAUUUAAGUCUAUUAUUUUCAGCCUUUCAAAAUCCCCCCAAAAAUGUCAUAAAACAUGUGUUUUAUUAUUCCGUUUAUUAGCAGCACUUAUAUAAACUAACUCUGAGACAAAAUACACGUUUUUCAUUUCUAACUGACCCGUUAUCUGAUUUAAACCCGGUAAGACUAAAAGGAUGUUGAAAACAGCAGACGAAAAGGAUGGUGAAAACAGCAGACGAAAAGGAUGAUGAAAACAGCAGACGAAAAGGAUGGUGAAAACAGCAGACGAAAAGGAUGAUGAAAACAGCAGACGAAAGAGAUGAUGAAAACAGCUGACGAAAGGGAUGAUGAAAACAGUACACGAAAAGGAUGAUGAAAACAGCAGACGAAAAGGAUGAUGAAAACAGUAGACGAAAAGGAUGAUGAAAACAGCAGACGAAAAGGAUGAUGAAAACAGCAGACGAAAAGGAUGAUGAAAACAGCAGACGAAAAGGAUGAUGAAAACAGCAGACGAAAAGGAUGAUGAAAACAGCAGACGAAAAGGAUGAUGAAAACAGUAGACGAAAAGGAUGAUGAAAACAGCAGACGAAAAGGAUGAUGAAAACAGCAGACGAAAAAGAUUCUAUGGGUUCAAUUGACAAGUUCGACAAAUAAAAUACAAGUCAUUCUUCACAAUGAUCCUUGCUAUUUAUAAAUCACAAUGGACGAGAUGUGUGCGCGCUGUAUAAAAACAAAGCUAAUUAAUGGACACGUCUGAUUGUUAUCAUAGGUUCCCCAGGCAGUUGUUUGUUUUUCAAAUAGUUUAUGGCAACCUGCCAGAGCUGGGGUGCAUGGUUGGUGCGAUGCCGACGCAGCGAAAUUCAGGCGUUGUUUUGUUUACCUGCCUGCAAGUAAGCGAACUCUGCCCCUUUACGUUCAGAACGAUUUUCACUACACCAAAGAAAUGUUGUUGUUUUUUUUCUACGAAUAAGAUUAAUAUAUUAGUACAUUUAAAUAAGAGUUGACAGCACGAUUGGAGUAGUGCAUCCUGUCUUUAAAGAAGGUGAAUAAAAUGGUGUUAGGAACAUUAAUUGUUGUAACUUCAUCAGGCCUGUGUACAUAUACGACAUUUUAAAAAAAAAUGAUACAUAAAUCAUUUAUUUUUUUUAAAUGCCCCCCUCUUCCCCCCGUUUUAUAUGAAAAAUGAAAGUUUGCUGAACUUUUAGAAGUUGUGUACCAUCAAUUUAAAACUGUUUAUUGGUGUCUGUGAUUAGUUCAAGUUUAAAUAAUCAAGGGUUAUUUCCAAAUUAAGAUAAUUAUGCCACAUAAAAUAUAAAGCCCCGAGACACGAAAGUCAAGGAAAUAAUAACCUAUUUUGGCUCCAUGUAGACCAGUUCUGACAACGAUCAUCCAUCCCUGUGGCGCUACAGCCCCUGUAGGGCUUCGGCCUGCCUCACCACUUCCCUCCACUCAGACCUAACUAAUGCUUUUCUUUCACAUGCCUGGCUGCCCAGAUUUCUCCAUCGUCCUAGAUCUACUUUGAGCCGUUUUCCUCUGGAGUUUUGGUGGUGCACCCUCUUCACUCCACUGUCAUUUGGCUUUCUUUCUAAGUUUCCCGCCCAGCGUAUGUAGCCUGCUCUUUUUUCUUUUUUUCUGACACUAGCGUAGGAUCCUGAUGGAGAGGCGUAGCGAUGGGGGGGGGGAGGCAGGGGGCAGGGGGGACAGAUGUCCCCUGGCGCAAGCUAGUUAGGGGCGCCAAAAUGUGAUUUGAUAUAAUAGUAUUGGUAAAAAUAAUUGGUUUGAGAGUUGAAAAAAAGAAAAGGGGGCGCUUUAAAAUGGAUCUUGUCCCCGGGCGCCAAACACCCUCGCUACACCACUGUCCUGAUGCAGACUGUACAAUUCAUGGUUGGCUUGUAUUCUCCAUCGAUAUUCAUCCUUAGUUGGUCCGUAUCUUUCCCACAGAACUUUUCUCUCCCAUGAGUUUAAUAGGUUUUCUGCCGUUUUUUGAGCGAAUAACCUAUUGUGGCGCCAAUUAAACCAGCUCUGCUUACAGCUUUUUUUCUUUUUUUCUUAAGAAGGAUAAUAAAUAAUUUCUUUUGGGUUAUAUUUUGUUUUAUGAAAUUUUUCGCCCACAAAAUAGUGUUUGGAUGCUCAAAAAUGUGAUUUUGAAGAGAGAACAAAACACAAUUAGACUGGUUUGGCUGAUCGCUCGUGCAUAGAAAUUAUCAAUUUACUUCUGUUCUUUGCUCUUGAAGUUUCCGCUACUGUCUUCUUUAAUUUUCAGAAUAUCUUAAGCAAUAACUUAUUUUUUACAUGCAAUUUAGCGCCAGGAUUGCCUUCAAUUACUGCUUAACGUAAGAGAAUCAUUUCUAGAUUAAAAAGUCGGAGAAACAUACCACAAAAAAAAAACUUAAAUGUCUAGAGAGCAAUUUAUAAAAAAAAUACCCAGUGCUCUUUAACAAACAAUCGCAUCUCUUCCAGGGCGCAGAUUGAAAGAUUGAAUGUAAACCUUAUUCUACUUAAUCUAUGUUCUUCGCGAUUUUUAGAAAUGCAAGACAAGGUUUCCCUUCCGUGUUUAUCAAAAGAGAGUCGCUCUAAAUAGACUGAGCUUGUUGACGGCUGUCUGACGUUAGGGCUAUCAGUUUUACAGGAGAACAAACAUUCCAUACGUGUUGAGUUAUGUUUUUUUUAAAUCUCUUAAACUUCCAAUGACGAGGGAUCUAUGCUGGAGAUUGUGGAAUUGUUAACACAUGCUGGAGAAUGUGGGCUUGUGAACACAUGCUGGAGAAUGUGGGCUUGUGAAGACAUGCUGGAGAAUGUGGGCUUGUGAAGACAUGCUGGAGAAUGUGCGCUUGUGAAGACAUGCUGGAGAAUGUGGGCUUGUGAACACACGAUGGAGAAUGUGGGCUUGUGAACACCGUCUGGAGAAUGUGGGCUUGUGAACAUAUGCUGGAGAUUGUGGGCUUGUGAACACAUGCUUUAGAAUGUGGGCUUGUGAACACACGCUGGAGAUUGUGGGCUUGUGAAGACAUGCUGGAGAAUGUGGGCUUGAGAACACAUGCUGGAGAUUGUGGGCUUGUGAACACACGCUGGAGAUUGUGGGCUUGUGAACACAUGCUGGAGAUUGUGGGCUUGUGAACACAUGCUGGGGAUUGUGGGCUUGUGAACACAUGCUGGAGAUUGUGGGCUUGUGAACACAUGCUGGAGAUUGUGGGCUUGUGAACACAUGCUGGAGAUUGUGGGCUUGUGAACACAUGCUGGAGAUUGUGGGCUUGUGAACACACGCUGGAGAUUGUGGGCUUGUGAACACAUGUUGGAGAUUUUGGGCUUGUGAACACAUGCUGCGGAUUGUUGGCUUGUGACCAUAUGCUGGAGAUUGUGGGCUUGUGAAAUCAUGAUGGGGAUUGUGGGCUUGUGAACACAUGAUGGAGAUUGUGGGUUGUGAACACAGGCUCGAGAUUGUGGGCUAAUGAAAAAUUUUGACAUAUCACUUUGAUGCAGUGCAUAGAGGCCUAUAUCGUAAAUCUAAUAUUGAAGCUUAAUUAAACCAGUACUUUGUUGGGAUGGGAGCAGUUUACUAAAACAUUUCAAUGAAGCAAUCAAUAUGUUAAGUGAAAUAUUUCAAUGAAUCUCUCCCUAAAUGGGUCUGGUAAUCAUGUGAAGACGUCAAACAUAAAAUUAUAACUUCAACUUCCAGGUGAGUAAGAAAGUGACCCAGUUCUGAUCUCUACGUAGCUUUAAAAUGGGUCUGUGUGUGGGGGUGGGGUGGGACAUGCCUCGUAUGGUUUCAGCAGACAGGUGUGUUUAGAUGAUACACCUUUCAGGCAAGGUACCGUAGUGAGGAGGCUAGCAGCGAGAGUUGAGAGAUUUGGGAGGGGUUGACGUGGGGGGGUGGGGUGGGGGGGGGGUGGGGGGAGUUGGGGGGGGGUGUGGGGGGGGGGGGGGGGGAACGCCAAUUACUGUCUAUGACUAAUUCUUGUUAGUGUGUGUGGUUGUGAUUGUGUGUAUGUGUUUGUGAUGGUGCGUUGGGAAGAAGAAAGUGCACGUUUGUUUAGCUCGGUAGAGAUUUUAUUGUUAAAAGUUUUAUGAACUGAAAGUGCCUCCCCCCCCCCACCCCAAAAAAAACAAAAAAACUGGGUUUUAUGAUUCAGUAGAGUUGGACCUUCAGGUAAACACUGCUGUUACCCACCUUUCACAGGUACGUGAGAAUACAAAAUCUGCUGACUUAACGGAAGUCAUUGGCCAGCUUUGAUAUUUUAAAUUACCUUACUGCCAUAGACAUUAGCAUUCUUGGGUAAAAUAUUUCGUUGACAUAAUUCAUUAGAACCAGUGGCAUAGGAUGGGGAAUGUGGAAGGAGGGCUGGCCACCCCCAGGUGGCAAUUUUAUUUCUUCACAAAUGAGGGAUGCCGUUUUCGGCCAACUGUAGAAUUAUUUUUUUUUGGAAGUGGGUACAGAAGAAUCUUUGCCCGCCCCUCGUGGCGCUAACCCUUGGUACGCCAUUGGUAAGAACAUGAUAUCUCUCAGUAUAUUUUCCAGUCUCUUCUAUACCUCAACCUUUAAACGUACUACAUUAUUCCAUAUUUGGCUAAACUAACAAGCUUUAUUAGAGGCAGACAUAAAGAUAACUAUUCUCGUACAGUGGUUCAUUAAAGUGAACAAAAUGUCAACUGAAAUUUUGCAUAUCUUUCGAGAAUCAUUGAAACAUCAAAAAAUUAGUUAACUUGAAAAGUUCUAGUAAUCAUUUUUUUUUUUUAAGUUGAUCAAAUUAUUCUAGAUCUGCAAAUGACUGACCACUUAGCCUACAAACUUGAAGACAUAUUUACAUCGCUUGGAGCUCCAUUGAUUCUACAGUCCGAUAAUGGUCGAGAAUUUUCCAAAAAUACGGUGAACAACCUAUGUGAUUAUUGGCUGAGGUUGAAGAUCGUCCAUGGUAACAGCGCCACUCACAAAGCCAGGGAAAUGUCGAAAGAGCUUAUCAAGACAUCGAAAACAUGCUAUGUGCUUGGAUGCAAGAUGAAAAAACUGACAUCUUGACUGAAAAAUUACACUUCGUCCAACUUAUAAAGAACAGGGCUUUCCAUUCUGGGAUUAAUAAAACCCCUCAUAAAGCUCUAUUUUGCUGCAAAGCUAAAUUGGGCCUCGCAACGUCUUCCCUACCGUCUGGCGUUUUGCAAGAUAAAGAGACUGAGAUUGAAAUGGAGAAUGUAAUAGAAAGCAUACAAACAACACAGCAGGAAGGAGCAAAUCACUAGAGGCAAGAUACAGAGCCUACUUCACAGGAUACUGAAGAGAAUGCAACCAAUAAUGGAGGAAACAAAACUGAUUGUGACAGCAAGGUUACCGAAGAGCCUUCCACUUCUGCUGUUUGUUGUCUCUACUUAAAAUAAAGCAGCGGUGCCUAUACAUGCCGAAACUGUCACCGUAACGUUCAUGUUAUCUAUGGGCAUGCUGCUAAAGACGANAAGUCUUUAACACACUCUUAUAGCAAGUCUUUAACACACUCUUAUAGCAAGUCUUUAACACACUCUUAUAGCAAGUCUUUAACACACUCUUAUAGCAAGUCUUUAACACACUCUUAUAGCAAGUCUUUAACACACUCUUAUAGCAAGUCUUCAAACCCAAUCGCUUUUUAUUUUGUUUUGCAUUUUUAUUUAAUUUUUAAAAAAUUUUUUUAAGUUUGUAAAUCAUUAUAUUAUGUAUAUGACAUCGUCGCCAGCAUUCACAAAUCAUGUGGAUACUUCUUUGAGCCACUUAUGCGUUUGCCACAUUAUUGGUUCCAUCUCUAAAUGCAACAUACUAACAAAGUAUCCACGCAUCAUACAUAACACGUCAUAUUACACCAAUGGAUACAUUUAGAUGUGUAAUAUUUUCUUGUGUAAGAACAUGUGAUUAAUUUGUAUUCUUCCACUUUUAGUUUUCUAACAUGCCUUUUCCCCUGAGUCAGCUUUUCAUCUACAACAAAGACGUAUAAAUGAUAAGCAUAAAUAAUUCAUAACUGAUAAGCAUUGCACCCAAGUACUUAACAACUUUCGUAUAUUAUGUUGGGUAUAUUUGCGUAACAUGUCUGGAACUAUCCAUGUUUCCAUCUAUGGCGCUUAUGCUGUUUUCGGUUCAAAUCUCUAGCGAUGUUUUGGUAUCCAAAGAUUCAGCUCGGUGUAUACAAUUUUUGUAAUCGUGCUUUUCAAAUUUUUUGGAGAAAAAAAGUUAUUUUAAAGACUGCGUAAAAUUAUCUAACUGAAAAUGUUAUUCACCAAAUGAGUGAAUUACUCGAAUUAAAAUUACCGUCUGUGUGUAAGGCAAAUUGUUUUUCUUUUUUUUUUUUUUAAAUUUUAAUUGCCAUGCCUUUGACUUUUCCGUUUUCCGUUGGACACUGAGCUGUUCUGGCUUCUGGGUAUUUUAAAUCGGAAGAAAAACACAUUUAGAACUGAUGGUUUAAAAAAAUAAAUAAGAAAAGUAUUUCACGAAAAGAAGAGCAACAUCUACAGGUAACUGUUGAGGAAGUCAACUCUGGAACACACGGCUUGUUGAGGAACAGGUCAUUUCACUGAUUCUAGUGAAAUACUGCUCACACAUGUCCCACCACUCCGACCUACCCCAACCUACCUGCUCCUCUCCCCCCCCCCCAAUUCCCCAAGGAAUGUGCCGGUUCUGUUUUUGAUCUGAAGACUCCGUGUUUCCUUCUAUAAAUAGAACAGGCGACGGGAAAUGAGUGCUCGGAAAGGCAGGUGAAGGGAAGGUAAAGGCUUGAUAAGAAAUAGUUGUGUGAUGAAUUCACCUCACUGUUUUGCCCGGUGAGCACAUUUCGCCAUCCCGUGUUGUGAUUCUGCUGAGCUGAGGGUAAGCUCCCGGGUGUCUUCACGUUUAGAAAAGUAAUGUCCGUAGCAUAUCGGAAGUGAUUUCUAGCAUUACUGUUGGUCAGAUUAUCAUUUGAUUCAUUUUUAUUUUAUUUGUAUAACUUUACAUUGAUCCUGUUGUCAUGGAAGAUCAAUAAUAAUAAUUGAAUUUCGUAGUGUCAAUACCAAAUGUUUUGUGUCAGUUCUUACGAGUCAGCCCAAUUGAAUUAUUUCACAGACAAGUUCAUUUUUUUUUACCAAGAUUUUUUUGUAACGCAGUUACAAUUCAUUUAUGGAGUCACUAACCCCCCCCCCCCCCCAAAAAAAAAAAAAAAAAAAAAAAUGUUACCUUUCAAUAAAAUUGUUUUUGAAACUUUUUAAUGCCGCAGAGGCCUGAUGUAGGACAGAUAUCUAUAUAUGUUUAAAUUGGUACUAAUCAAAGUUCAUUAAAACUAGAUCCAGGUCAUAAAAGUGGAUCACCCUCGUCUAGUUGGGUAACGUUUCGCUUCGUUUCUCUGAGUUCUCAAUGGACGUGGUCUGUAGGUCCACAGUGUUAUAUUUCGAACUAAUUGUCAACGAGACCUUGCGCGCCAUGUUACCUUUCUGUGGCUUUCAUUUAUAUAAGAACAGUGUUCUUUGUGUUACUUUCACUUAUAUGAGAACAGUGUUCUAUCUGAUACAGUCUUCUUUAUGUUACUUUCAUUUAUAUAAGAAUGUUUCUUUCAUUUAUAUAAGAACAGUGUUCUAUCUGUGAUUUUCAUUUAUUAAAGAACAGUGUUCUAUCAGUGACUUUCAUUUAUAUAAGAACAUUGUUCUUUAUGUUACUUUCAUUUAUAUAAGUACAUUGUUCUUAAUGUUGCUGUCAUUUAUAUAAGAACAGUGUUCUUUAUAUUACUUUCGUUUAUAUAAGAACAGUGUUCUAUCUGUGACUUUCAUUUAUAUAAGAACAGUGCUCUUUAUAUUACUUUCAUUUAUAUAAGAACAGUGUUCUUUAUGUGACUUUCAUUUAAGCAUAUUUGGUUCCAAUAAUUAUUUAGUUCUUGUUUUCAUCUUUCCACAAUUGAAUUUAUUUUACUUUAGAAAAAAAAAUUGAAAUCCUUUUAAAUGUAAAUUUUACUUGUACGCCACGAACUAGUCUAGUGUUCUAUCUGUUGUUUCUUUGCAUAAAGUGUCUAUAGUUUUGUAUUGCUUCGCUCCUAUCAAUCUUACUUCAGUGUGUACCGCCAAAGAUGGUUUGUGUCGUCGUGAUUUCCCAAACACUGGAUGAAACAAAACCAACUGGGCUUUGUUUCACUGUUGACCUCUUAGUUAGGCAGACAACUCUGUUCAUACUGACGGACCUGACUAGUAGAAAACUCCAAGACAUCAUAUGCAUUUUUAUGUGUAUUGUUUCUGAAUAUUUUCCUUCAAAUUAUUUCUGUUUCAUUUCGUUCUAUAUUAAAAAACGUAUCUCAAUGACCAUGAUGAAUACCCAGUCUUUAGACUUCAGUGUGUGGUGUAUAUUUGUGUUCAUGUUGCAGCAGCUCUUUCCAAAUCUUUGAAGUGUUUGCAGCUAUCUUGAGUGUUUGAUAGCUUUGCACCAAGAAAUGUAUUCAUUGACAUUUCUUUGACAGAUCUAAAUGAGUUCAUGUGUUUCCUGUUUUUUUUUAUCAACAGUUGUCAUUCCAGUCACUAGUCUUGAACAAACAAAAUGGCAGACAGGGCUAAGAAAUCUGGCAUUGGAGCUGAGAUUGAGAAGAAAUUGGAAUUGGUGAGUCCGUGUUAGAUUGAAAGUAAUGCCUGUUGGUCAUUUAAACAACAACAACAAAAAAAGAGAAUUAAAAUGAGAUUAUAUAAAAUAUUAAUGAGAUGUUAAUUUAUUAUUCGACUUAGGACGAUGGAUUUAUAAUAUGUAGACAUCGUUAAAUAUUGUGUCAAUCUUUUAAGAAACUUCUUGACAUGACAAAGUUAACCAAAUAAAUCGGUGUUAGUAAAGAAUGUCACAUUUGAUUGUCUUAACCUUUUUACAUGUUUCCGAAGUUUGAUCUCUAACGCCAAAUUUGCGUCCACAGAGAUAUGACCAGGAAGAAGCAGCAGGCACCAUGAACGCCAUCUUGGUGUGGAUUAACGCCAUCACAGCCGGGGAACAUGAAUCAAUUGUAAGUUGUAUUGCGUCCAGGGACUUGGGGGGAGCGGGAAUCGGUGGGUGAUCGCCUCUUUCUGGUGGUAUUUUGUAGAUAAAAUUAUGGUAAAGCUGUAGAUCUUAUUUUCGAUGAGGCUAAUAAGGAAAGAUAGUACAGAAAACGCCAUCUUGGUGUGGAUUAACGCCAUCACAGCCGGGGAACAUGAAUCAAUUGUAAGUUGUAUUGCGUCCAGGGACUUGGGGGGGGGGGAAUCGAUGGGUCAUCUGCUCAUUCUGGUGGUAUUUUGUAGAUAAAAUAUUGGUAAAGCUGUAGAUCUUAUUUUCGAUGAGGCUAAUAAUGAAAGAUAGUACAGACAUCGCCCACAAACUCAUUUAUUAUUGUAGGCCUAACACUUUUUUUUUGACUUAACAUAUCUCCCAACUUGUCUGCACUUUGUGUCCAUUGAUUUAUUUGUUUUCCUUUCUUCACGUUUCAGUAGUUCGCAUAUAUAAUUUCCUUUAUACGCACGUGAAACUCUUGUAAUUUUAUUUAAAGGGAGGUAAAGAGUUUAAUUGUUACAUAUCCUUUAAUGUUGAAUCUAUUGUAGUUUAGCUCCCUUACAAGUUCUUAGUUUCCCUAAAGUUGAUAACUCUAAAAAUGAGUUUAAACAUUUUAAAGAUGUAAAAAUCGCUUAAAAUACUCAAACUUCAAACAUUGUCAGAAGACAUUUAAUUCAAAUCAAUGUGCAUUCAUUCACGGGAUUUAAUUGCCUGACAACAAAUAAAUGUCUUUUUCUCGUAAGGCUUACUUUUUCUUUCUGUUAUUUCACAAAAUCCUCUUCAAUCUGAAUCAAAAAGCUUUUCGAAAUGAACCAAUGGAGUAACAGUUGGAUCAUACUUACAACAUUAGAUCAGUAUUGACCAGAUACCGACACGUUUGGAAAUAGCGUGACCAGGUCACGAUAUAUUUUUGGACACGGGUAGUCUAGUUGACCUUAGGCUUGAACAUAAGUUGACCAUACGUUUGCUGGUUUACUUAGGUGACCACAUAUCAUUAACUCUUGUAGCAUAGUUGUUGGUUUUCUCCCCUUGCAUUUCCGACACCAUAUUAACCCCACCUUAUCCUUGACCUGUUUUCCCCAGGCCAACCAAUCCCAAAAGGAAUUGCACAGGUGUUUGAGAGACGGUGUUAUGCUGUGCAAGUAAGUUUUGACCUGUCACAUUUAACCCUUGACCUAUCAGCAUGGCUUGCAAGAAAUGUAAACAAACAAACAAAGUCCAUUUCUUUAUAACAGCAUGAAUUUCUAAAAUAAAAUUCAUCAGACAAUUCAUCUAGGCAGAGCAGCUGCCUUUCCAUGUUCCACUCGCUUCACUUUAGACACGAUCAGGCUUAACUUUUGUUCUGUAAUCAUUGUCUUUGUUUCACAGCCUGCCUUUGAAUGAGAUACCUAAUCGCUUUCAGCUACAGAUCACUUAAGCUACUUAACAUACUAAUUCUUCAAUCAGUUAAAAUGCUGAUUUCACAUCAAAGUACAAGACUAUUUCAUUCGACCAUUCUUUUGGAGUGUUGAAAAAAAAAGGGUAAUUUAAAAAAAUUUGUUUUUAAAUGACAUAGUAAUUAUUUCCUGGAGUAAGAACUAAGAAUUACUGUAAUGAUUGAUACUCUUUGUUUUAUUUUGGUUGUUAAUUACAUGACUUGGCUCUAUUCGAAUCUCACAGAGCCGCUUGCGUUUUUUAACAGAAACUAAUGCGAACACUCAACCACUUUUGGCAGAUAUUCUGCGAACACUCAACCACUUUUGGCAGAUAUUCUGCGAACACUCAACCACUUUUGGCAGAUAUUCUGCGAACACUCAACCACUUUUGGCAGAUAUUCUGCGAACACUCAACCACUUUUGGCAGAUAUUCUGCGAACACUCAACCUUUUUUGGCAGAUAUUCUGCGAACACUCAACCACUUUUGGCAGAUAUUCUGCGAACACUCAACCACUUUUGGCAGAUAUUCUGCCAACACUCAACCACUUUUGGCAGAUAUUCUGCCAACACUCAACCACUUUUGGCGGAUAUUCUGCCAACACUCAACCCCUUUUGGCAGAUAUUCUGCGAACACUCAACCCCUUUUGCCAGAUAUUCUGCGAACAAUCAACCCCUUUUGGCUGAUAUUUUUUUUUUUAAUUUUGUUUGCUUUCUAUUUCAUCAAUUAAUGCUUUAGAUUAUUUUAUUUUGUUCUGUAUAAACGUGCACGAUAUCUGCAAUCACAUGGGCAACAUCUCUGCUUUCACAGCCCAUCAUCGUUGUGUCUGCUUGCACCCACACUCACGGCUCUUAACUGAACGCUCGGUGGUAACGCUUUGAGUGUCUACGUAAGAUAUGUUUAUGUUUUCAACACGUAUGUCAUGUCUGUGGCGCUAAUGUCUUUAGAAGACGGCAUGCAUUAUUGAUAUAGCUUUGCAAAUAAAAAAAAAAUAUUUUAAUUUAAAACAUUAGAUUUGAAAUUUAGCACGGUUCUGAUCGCUCUUCAGUAAUUAUGGUCAAAGAAGUGAAACAAAAAAGGGGGAUAUUUUGAACAAUUUAUUCUUCCUUGAUUAAGAGAUACAUGGGUAGCUGAUAAUAUUUUCUAAAAUCUGGAACAUGACUUAGUACUUUUAGUAUUCAUCUAAAUUAUUCUAAAUUAACUGUCGGAAUGGACCAAAAUACUAAAUAAAACAGAAAUAAUAGUAGUAUCAUAAUAAUAAAGUUAAUAAUAAUAACUAGUAUCUAUAUAAUAAUUAUAAAUAUAAUAAUAAUAAUAAUUUGAUUAGUCCCUUCGAAUCAGCGUGUGAUGUAGAUUGUUAAGCGUUCCGGUAUGAAACAAUUUAUUCAACGAAUAAAUACUCACUGGCAGUAACAGCUUCCCCAGAUAGUUGACCCAGAUAAUUGACCCAGAUAAUUGACCCAGAUAGUUGACCCAGAUAAUUGACCUGGAUAGUUCAUGUACAGGUCUCACACAAAAAACAACGCAUACAUAAGAAUUUUAAAGCAUCAUUCCUGAAAAAAAAAAAAAUAAUAAACUUUCAACACAUUUAAUUAACUUCAGUGUCAAAAUGUUUUAAUUUUUGCUUAAUGCAAAGUGUUGGAGCUAAUAAUAUCCUGGAGCUAAUGUGAUGGCAAUUGAAUUGAUAUGUAUUGCCUCCCCCCCCCCCUUCCCUUCACGGCCAGAUGGGUUGAUCACGUGUUAUGUCAUUUUCACAGACUUAUCAACAAGCUGCUCGCCUCAGAGGGAAAGCCAAAGGUCAGCUUCCAGAAGAAAGUAGCCUCCCCUUUCGUUGCCAUGGGCAACAUCGAAGCCUUCAACAAAGGCUGCACAGACUAUGGACUUAGCAAAGAAUUUCUGUGCCAGGUAAGGUCUCGCCUAACUAUACAAGGGUAAUAAGGGGAGAGACUGCAGUCAGGUUAGCAAAAUAGGAAAUGAGAUAAAACAAAGUAAGUUGAAACCUGAAAGAACGAACGCAACAAAAUAACGAACGUGUCGGAAGAACGCCUUCGUCAGAGACAAAGAAUUAUCUGGAAUGGAAUAUAAUCACUAUGGAUAUAAUGAAGUCCAUUCGUAUAAGGUUAAAUUGUCUGGAAUGUCAUUUUGUUCAUGAACAAGUGCCCGAAACAAAAAUCAGCUCAUAUUUUCCCGUUUUUAAGAUUUUGCUUCCACAUAAAAAACAUUUGUAUCAUAACAAUUGCAAAUAAAAUUCAUUAUUAAAGCCAUUAUAAAAGCCAUUAUAAAAGUUAUUAUAAAAGCCAUUAUAAAACCAUUAUAAAAGCCAUUGUAAAAGCCAUUAUAAAAGCCAUUAUAAAAGUCAUUAUUUAUAAAAGGCAUUAUAAAAGCCAUUAUAAAGGUCAUUAUAAAAGCCAUUAUAAAAGCCACUUUAAAAAGCCAUUAAAAAGCCAUUACCGGUAUUUAUCCAAUCCUUAGUUUCCACUUCAUAAUGUGGGAUCAAUGGAUUGUUAUUUUUUGUUAAUGCUCAUUAUAUUUGUAUAGUAACAUUUAGCUCGCCUGUCUCUCCACAGAGCACUGAUUUGUGGGAAGGCCGCAAGGGACCCUUCCUCAACGUCAUCAACUGCAUUCACAGUCUUGGAUUCUUGGUGAGUCUUCUUGGUUACAUAAAUCCAACAAACAACAUCAGUAAUGAUUUGUAACUUUGCUCAGUUUGACCGUACAUUGUUAAAAGUGAAGCCCCCCCCCUCCCCUUAGACAGUCUCACUCCAAAAGCUAAGGGAGACAAAGUGACGACCAACAAAGACAAUCACCGAUGUUAGGACUUUGAAAUAAAAAUUCAAGGAGUAGCGAUGUCUUAUGGGCGCUCAGCUGGUUUCAAAAUAUGUAAUUGCUUAUUAUUCUUUAAAAUACAUGUAAAACAAAAAUGAGUUAAAAUCUAUCGUCCUGUAGCAGAUACACAUGACGUCAAUAGACAACAAACUUUUUUUUAUAAAUAGCCUCAAUGACUAAAGGCACACUGCUAUCUCGACAUGGAAUCCUAUUUGCCAUUUUGGAUGAUGUGUUAUUUAUAAUCUCAAAGACAUUGACUGCUACAUCUGCUGUCAUAACAUUGUUAUUUCCGUCCUCAGGCUAACUCAAAAGGGUUCGAUCCCACCUACACUGGCUCACAGACCAAGUUCUUGGACCUCGAGUAAAGAUUUUUUUUUCCAUCGCUCCAGGCUAUAUUAAAAAUCUUCUUUAAAAAACAACAAAAAAACGCUAUCAAUUUAAGACCCCAAACUAGGUCGACGCCAAAACUUCAUAGAGCAGUCGUCAGCGAGAAGCAGUGGAGACUUGACUGCAUCGAUACCGCUUGUCCUCUACUGGCCUUGUCUCAAUAUUCAAUGCUUAUUGUCAAAAUUUAGUUUUUGUCAAUUUUCAUGCAUAUAAUCUUUUUAUUUAUUGCCACGGGGGAGGGGCAAUUAAAAAAAAAGGGGGUGGGUGGAUUUUAAGGGGUGGGGCAUUAAGGAAUAAUCUGUCACGUGCUCUAAUUUUCCUUCUUUUUCUUGAUGUUUUGUAUUGUGUCUGUGAUUAUGUCUGUGUCUGUGAUUAUGUCUGGGUAUGUAGACCUAAACUUUAUAAAGGUUUUUUUUGAUAUACUGACGAAAGCAACUUUGGUCUUUAUCGAAGAAUUCUUUAUUUAAAUUUGGUACAGUAUUCUAUUAAUAGAUUAUGGUCAUUUUUAAAAAAAACAACACCAAAAACCAUCCCCGUGUUGUGGUCGAGGAAAUGUCUCGCAUGAUUGGUUUUCAUCGAUCUUUGUAAGCUUGCUUUCAUUUGCAACAACAACAUUUAAAAAAAAAAUAAUAUUGAAAACAUAAAAUAAUCAAUGAAAUAUGUAUGUGUGGUUUUUGUUUUAAGAAAUCUUCAAAACAAAUACAAGAAUGUUUUAUAACUGUUCUAUAACAUAAAUAAGUUCGUGUUUGAUUGAUUUCAAUACUGUAAUCUUGUGUUUCUAUUUUAUCAUGCAUGACCGAAACACUCAAGUGAAGAAAAUAUUGUAAACAAAAGUU